GUACUAGGCAGAGAUGUGGACGCGUCCCUUGUAGAUAAUGAAGGGCGGGGUCGCGUACCCAGCAGCGCAGAUGCUCUAGAUAACUGUAACCUACUUGCGAUCGCCUGGCUGAACAAGCGCAGGUUGGGCGCGUCUCUCUGCACCUGUGACGACCUUUAUAGAGCUAAUCACGCCUAUCUAGAAGCUAGUCUUAUCAAAGUUGUGCACGUUGUUAUUGUGGACGCUAUACUU
Molecule: messenger RNA, 231 nt
Organism: Didymella exigua CBS 183.55
Lineage: Eukaryota; Fungi; Ascomycota; Dothideomycetes; Pleosporales; Didymellaceae
Exons: 1
Source: RefSeq, a predicted model, not a curated record